Miscanthus lutarioriparius is the source of this 492-nucleotide messenger RNA. Lineage: Eukaryota; Viridiplantae; Streptophyta; Magnoliopsida; Poales; Poaceae. The record is from the annotation of a GenBank genome assembly.
AUGGCCAGCAGCAGCAGGGCGGCGAGGCCAGCAGCGAGCAGCCGGUGCGUGUUGGGCACCGCCACCACGCCCUGGGCCGCGCCCUACUGCGCGUCCAAGGCCGCCGUGCACGCCGCCACCGACGCGCUCCGCCUCGAGCUCCGCCCCUUCGGUGUGCACGUCGUCAAGGUGGUCGCGGGCGCCGUCAGGUCUGGGCUGGGCCGCGCCAACGCCGCGCAGCUCGCCGCCGGCGACCAGGAGUGGCGGAUGUACCGGGACUUCGCGGCGGCGAUCGAGGAGCGGGGGCGGGCGUCGCAGACGAGGAAGUCCACGGACGCGGGCGUCUUCGCUAGGCACGUGGCGCGACGGGUCAUGAGCGCGCGACCGCCCAGGGAGAUCGUCUACGGCAACAUGACGCUGCUGUUCGCCGCGCUCGCGGCGUCGCCUGGAUGGGUGCGGGACGCCUUCUUCGCCUGGCGCUUCGGGCUCAACAAGAACAAGAAGCCACGCUAG